Messenger RNA from Porites evermanni, 1014 nucleotides. The record is from the annotation of a GenBank genome assembly. Lineage: Eukaryota; Metazoa; Cnidaria; Anthozoa; Scleractinia; Poritidae.
AUGAACUACUCAAACAUUUCGCGCAAUCAUCCUUACAAUGAAAUCUUGCUAGUACCUUAUUCGUUCAAAGUGGUGCUUUCAUUUGUAUCCUCUGUCGCCAUGUUGGUAUCUGCGAUUGGCAAUAUCCUUGUGAUUACUUCUUUCGUCAAAACGCUGAGUCUUCGCAACAGUACCAACAGUUAUAUCACUAGCAUGGCAGUAUCGGAUCUUCUCUUUGUUGCCGUUGAUCUAGCGCUGUACGCAAGCAGCAGGCUAUUUGUUCUUGGAGGUUCAGUGUCCUCCUUUCAGUGUAAAUUUGGGAGGUACAUUGCAAAUGUCUCUUAUUCAGUUUCCAUUGAAAGUCUUGUGUUAAUAACGGUGGACAGAUACAUAGCUAUCGUGUAUCCUAUGAAGGUGAUUCUGAUUACUGGAAAGAUGCGAACGGCUUUCAUUCUUGCGUCUUGGAUAAUACCAAUGGGAAUGCUCGCCCCGUUUUUGCAUUAUUACAAGAGAGCACAAGAACUGGAUGGACCAUUGAUUUGCACAAUGGGAAGUAAACUCUUACACGCUGUUUAUACUUUUAUGGGAAUUGUUCUGCUUUUCAUAAUCCCCCUUAUUGUCAUCGUUAUCCUUAAUUCUCGCAUCAUGAAAGCUCUGAGAACAACAACACAAGGCGUGCCGAACCCUAAUCUCAGCAAUUCUGCAAGAAGACAUCAACAGAAUCGAAAAAUAAUCAAAACGUUGAUCGCGAUCAAUGUCAUUUUUUUCGCCUGUUGGACACUUUAUUACCUCUCGAUCAUCUUUUUUGUGUUUUUUGGACACGUUUUGAGAAGAGAUUCACAAGAAAUGCUUGUAAUCACAUGUCUUUAUCUCCCUGCACUUUUAAGCACUGUUGCCAAUCCGGCCAUCCUUUUUAUUUUUAGCAAAAACUACCGACAAGCACUUAAGAAUUGCUUUCGUUCGGUCGUCGUCAAGUGCCGUUCAUGUCUUGCGCGUCAGGAAGUGACAGGUUUACAAAGCACAGACCUGAACUAA